Messenger RNA from Diospyros lotus (date-plum), 1233 nucleotides. RefSeq lists its product as uncharacterized. NCBI's taxonomy places the organism in Eukaryota, Viridiplantae, Streptophyta, Magnoliopsida, Ericales, Ebenaceae. The transcript has 2 exons. The record is from RefSeq and is a predicted model, not a curated record. Bases 279 to 908 code for a protein of 209 amino acids.
UUCCCCCGCCUCUUCCCUUUCCCCUUGCGAAAUCCCUAAAUCCCUAUUGCCCAUCUUCCUCAAGCAUAUUGCAGCUUUCAUCGACUCCCUCAACAUUGCUGUCGUCGCCCGCUUGCUCCCUCAAAGUCAUCGUCGUCGCAUCCUUACUGCCUCAACGUCUGCCGUCGCUGCGUCUUUACUGUCUCAACGCCGACAUCGCCUUGUCCUUGCUAUCUCAACGCCACUAUCGCAGCCUCCUGCUGCCUCAACGCGGCCGCUGCUUCCUCCGGGUUGGAGAAAUGUUUGCUGCUGGAAAUGAGGAUAUAUCUGAAGAGCUUCGAGCUCUUGCUCAAGGUCCUAAUUGUGUUGCAAGAAAGUACAAGGGUUUUAUUAUUAAUGGUUUUAGAUUUCGUGUGAAAGAAGUUGAGGAAAAGAGAAAAACUCAAAAUAGUGGGGUUAUUGUUACUGCCAAGACAGAAAGUUAUGCUAACGUGAGGGAUAACAACCCCAUAUCAGGAGAUGUCACAUAUUAUGGAGUUCUAAAUGAUAUUUUAGAGUUAGAUUAUCUCAGUGGUAAAAAAGUGACGCUAUUCAAUUGUGAUUGGGUUUCUCAAAGAAGUGGAAAGAAAGAAGAUGAUGAUGGUUUCACCUUAGUCAAUUUCACUAGACUCAUGCCCACAGAUGAGCCAUUUAUUUUAGCUUCUCAAGCACAACAAGUGUUUUAUGUGGAAGACCCUACAGAAAAAGACUGGCAUGUUGUAAUAAGAACCACACCUAGAGACCAAUUUGAUCAAAAAGUCAAUUCAUGUGAGGAUGAUAUAGAGACUCAGCUGCAAAGCCAUGCAUGCAAUCCUCAAAUUCAAGAUGGUGACAUCAAUGUUGAUAUUACAUGGGCUAGGGAGCAUGAUGAAUUUGAUGCUUAUGGUUGAUAUGGUUCAUUAUUAUUUUUUUAUGUUAUAACUUUGUACGACUUUCAAUUCUAUGCUUUUCUAAAUUGAGUUUGUAGUUUUUAAUGCUUUCUCCUUUGGGUUUUAUUUUCAAUUAAUUCAUUUUUCGUUGUAGAAAACUAUAUAUCAAGAUUGUGUUGUCUUAAUUAGCUAUUUCAAUUAUCUAAAUACUAUUUGUGUGUUGUUCCAUUAGUUUGGUACAUAGAAUCAUUGUUAUAUAACAGUGAGUAUUGCUACAUUCACACAAAUUCAGCUUGAUGGCACCAAGAACUAGAAUUGGACGUAUGUCUGAUGGGUUGGACUCAAA